Bicyclus anynana (squinting bush brown) is the source of this 1147-nucleotide messenger RNA. RefSeq names its product farnesol dehydrogenase. The record is from RefSeq and is a predicted model, not a curated record. The transcript is spliced from 7 exons. The coding region runs from base 165 to 905 and encodes 246 amino acids. Lineage: Eukaryota; Metazoa; Arthropoda; Insecta; Lepidoptera; Nymphalidae.
UCAACAGUUGAGUGAUUGUGCACACUACACAGUGGUUCUUGAGUUACUCGUAGUGGAACAUUUUAAAAGUGAUUUGUGCGGAUAAAACUGCGUACUUAAAGUUAUUAAAAAUAUUUUUGUUAUUACUGGAUUAAGUGUUGUAUCUACUACUAAUAUAAAAAAAUAUGGAACGCUGGUCAGGCAAAGUAGCAGUAGUAACUGGAGCAAGUGUCGGCAUCGGUGCUUCCCUGGCUGUGAGACUAGCGGACAAGGGAAUGACAGUUGUAGGUGUAGCUCGCAGGGCACACUUAAUUGAUAACCUAAACUCGGAAGUAACGGGAACGGGCAAGAUUUACUCUCGACAAUGCGACCUCUCUAAAGUAGAAGAAAUAGAUGCAGCCUUUGACUGGGUGGAGAGUAAAUUUGGCGGUACAGAUGUUCUCGUGAAUAACGCUGGAAUAUUUAAACCUGGAAAGAUAACAGAUGCCACAGAUGGUAAGCUGAGCGAUGCUGACGUACUACUUACAAUGGACGUCAACUAUAGAGCAAUGGUCAUGUGUACCAGACAAGCUGUGGCGUCAAUGAGGAAGCGCAAUUUCGAUGGUCACAUUAUAAAUGUUAACAGUGUGGCCGGUCACUACAUACCAUUCCACUCCGACUUUAACGUAUAUUCGAGCACCAAGCACGCAGUCACUGCUUUCUCCGCUGCACUGCUUAACGAGAUGGCCGACGCUAAAAGAAAUAUCAAAGUAACGAGUAUCUCCCCUGGACUAGUGCGAACUGAAAUGACUGUUAGCCAUGAUCCCAAUCAGCAAAUGUUACAGCCUGGUGAAGUGGCUGAUGCAAUUCUUUAUGUUCUCUCCACACCACCAAACGUGAAUAUCUCCGAACUCGAAAUGCUAUCGACGGCAGAAAAGAAAUUAUAAAACACAUAAACCAUAUUCCAUUUCUUUAUUCAUUAUUAUGGCACUUUAAAAUUAACCGGAUGAAGCAGAUAAUACAGACGAUGAGGAUGAUGAUGAGGCAAGUCCGAGGAUAGAUGUUCCGAAUUGAAAUAUAGCUCGUAAGAUGUCAAGUUUCAAAGUCCAUAGAGGUGACGGCCCUUCCUCUUCAGGUGUCUUCUCUUGAUUCUGUAAAACGAAAAUACAUAUUUAAGUACAUACAACAA